AUGGCGGCAUGUCACAUCAAUGUGCUCCCAACAGAGCUACUUCAAUCAAUAUUUAUCGAGUUUUGGCGAUCCGAGAGUGGAUCCCCUACAGAACUCUUGUCAGUCUGUCGACAUUGGGAAGCAAUUGCCCUCAACACCAAACUACUUUGGACCAAGAUUCGCUUCGGAGUUGACAAUAGAAAGAAUCCCUCUCCAUCUUAUGUAACCUGUGUUAACGCCGACGAGCUCUUUCACAGGUUACUUUCCAUUGAAGGGAUGAAGUUCGAUUUCUGCGCGGCUGUGGUAUCAAGGAGGAGCCUCAAAGAUUCUCUGUGUCACUCAACUCGGAGCCAGUUCCGCAAUUGCAGGUCUUUCCAGGUGACUAGACAUAGCACCAAUAAAGUGCUGCGCCUCCUUACCGAUGUGUCCUCCUUGGAAGAGCUGAAGCUGGAGUACGUCGACUACGACGAGGUACACAGGCUGUUCGAGAGAUUAGAUAAGCCAGAAGCGCGCCUCAAAUCCCUUCAUUUUGAAGGGUAUCUCAGCGGAGAUUGGUGGCAAUUCAACACAAUGUUUAGUCGGCUACAGGAACUCUCCCUCACAAACUAUUCAAUUCAGCCUAAAUGGGCAGGACAGCGUCUCUUUAACAGUUUAAAGGCUUUGAAUAAGCUAGAGUUUAACAACUCUGGAGGUUUCUACAACUUUCGUGAUGUUUUCGAAGAGCGGCUUGACGUCGCCUCCCCGACAUUACAAACGCUCCUGAUUUCUGGUGCAUGGCAUAGCCUCGAGGAGAUAGUUGCACCAAAUUUAGAUAUUCUCGCUCUUGAAUACGGCAACUAUAAUUCGGAUCUCGGUCUAAUGUUCCUUGCCGCAACACAGCUCCGCCCGCGGAUUAUCUGCGCCCAAGAACUCAACCAGACAGGUCUAUUUCUUUUCAUCAUCGAUACCUUCGGUGACACGGCACUAGAAAUUCGACUUGGAUCUAGCGUCGGCCCUCCUCUGGACAUCGUCAGGAGUAGAAUGGAGAAGAUGACAAAUAUGGGCAAGAUUGUACGAUGGAAUGGUAUCAUCUUACCUUGA
Acaulospora colombiana is the source of this 1059-nucleotide messenger RNA. NCBI's taxonomy places the organism in Eukaryota, Fungi, Glomeromycota, Glomeromycetes, Diversisporales, Acaulosporaceae. The record is from the annotation of a GenBank genome assembly.